AUGGGAAAUCCAUCACAGCCAAACUCUCCUCAGGUGGUGCUGAUUUCAAUGACUGGGGCCUAUCACAUCCAAGACAGCGUCCCAGAGAAUAAGAUGAACCAGCAAAAGCCAGACAGCCGCUUGCUGUCAGUCAUAGUCAACCCCACCGUGUUCUUCGACAUCAUGGUCGAUGGUGAACCUUUGGGUCAUAUCUCCAACGAACUGUUUGCAGACAAAGUUCCAAAGACAGUAGAAAACUUUUGUGCUCUGAGCACUGGAGAGAAAGGAUUUGGUUAUAAGGGUUCCUCCUUUCACAGAAUUAUUUCAGGAUUCAUGUGUCAGGGUGGAGACUUCACAACUCAUAAUGGGGAGAAAUUUGAGGAUGAGAACUUCAUCCUGAAGCACACAGGUCCUAGUAUCUUGUCCAUGGCAAAUGCUGGACCCAACACAAAUGGUUCCCAGUUUUUCAUCUGCACUGCCAAGAUUGAGUGGUUGGAUGGGAAACACACAGUCUUUGGGAAGAUGAAGGAAGGCAUGAGCACUGUGGAAGCCAUGGGGCGCUUUGGGUCCAGGAAUGGCAAGACCAGCAUGAAGAUCACCAUUUCCGACUGUGGACAGCUCUGA
This is a messenger RNA of Nannospalax galili (Upper Galilee mountains blind mole rat), 603 nucleotides long. Its product is annotated as peptidyl-prolyl cis-trans isomerase A-like. The transcript is spliced from 2 exons. The coding region runs from base 1 to 603 and encodes 200 amino acids. The record is from RefSeq and is a predicted model, not a curated record. Gene Ontology annotation, molecular function: peptidyl-prolyl cis-trans isomerase activity. Lineage: Eukaryota; Metazoa; Chordata; Mammalia; Rodentia; Spalacidae. Gene Ontology annotation, biological process: protein folding; protein peptidyl-prolyl isomerization.